This is a messenger RNA of Tuber aestivum (summer truffle), 4699 nucleotides long. The record is from the annotation of a GenBank genome assembly. Lineage: Eukaryota; Fungi; Ascomycota; Pezizomycetes; Pezizales; Tuberaceae.
GUACGAGUAUCAUACUCGUACGGUCGCUGCGGUGUCGGUACGGCCCUCUCGCCUCUCGCCUCACGGACACACACUCCCCCUGCUAGCGGUGCUCUGCUAUACCGCAGAGUGCCGUACCGGUACCCUACCGCACUCAGGGCUGCUCUCGCCCUUCUUCACCUGCUACCCGCCGUACUGUGUGCUACGGCAAAAUCGGAACAACCCCCGAAAGAAUAGGGGCAAAGUUAAUAGCACUCUCUUCCCUUUCCGCAAUUUGGUUGGAGGGCUUCCUUCUUCAUCUUUUGGCCCGAGCAAAUUAUUGCUCUCCAGCCAAAAGUGGGUACACCAGUGUCAUUGUUACGUUGUUGUGAGCUGUUUUUGUUCGUUGGGAUUUUCAGGGGCGAGAGGAAAAACGGAGGCGUUGCCUUGAAAUUUGGAUUGACCAGGGUACCGGUACCACGACCCGUAGGCCAGAUCCCCCCAAAAGGCGCCGGAAGUCGGACAAAACUCCACGAACUCCCUUCUCUUAUCUCCUUUCCCUCUCUUUCCUCUCCUUUGCUGUCUCGAGAACUGGUUAACCGACCACCGCCCGCACCGCAUAACGCAUUAACUGCCGCAAUGCAGCUUCCACUACUCCCUCCGUCCUUAACGGCGAAGAAACCUCCCCCACAAUGGGACCCGUUUACCCCCAUGGUCACGGGCCUUUCCAAGAGUGCUUGUAUACAUCCCAUUCAUACAAUCGUCAUAAUAGCUCUUUUAGCUUCGACCACCUAUAUCUCGCUUCUCGAGGAUAGUUUGUUUGAGAGAAGCGGGAAGAAUUGGUUCGGAGGUGCAAAGAGAGGGGCACUUCUAGAUGGAAGUGUUCGAGUGGGCCUCGGUGAGGAGACUCAAUGGAAAUGGAAGGAGAUUGGAACUCGGGAUAUGGAAGAUAAGGUGUGUUUUUGUUGUUUCUAAUCUCAAACUUUAAUUGCCCUUUUGUUGAUUGAUUUUUUCAAACAAUGCAUAGUCCGUCACGGAACUGGCCCUUUUGACCCUUUCGUUCCCGAUAGGAUCAAAGUUUUCGGUGCCGGUACCCGCCAACAGCUCGGCAAUCCCUCUUCCCUCGGGUCUCUCGUCUUCUGUUUAUGCUAUUCCUCAUCCCGAGCUUAACGCCUUUGUUGACUCUGUUGCCGAAUUGCCCGCUGUCGACGGCCAUGAUGCUAGGGGUCGUCGCCGUUGGGUUCAAGUUGGGUUAGACCGUACAAAGAGGGGUUGGGCAGAGAAGAUUCAUGAAUCUGUAGAUGGCUUUAUCGAGCUUGUCAAGGUUAGCGAUUCGGGAUUCACGAGUUUUUUUAAUUUUUAAUUUUUAAUUUAUAAAUACUAAUAUGAGCUGUAGAGCGCGGAGCCACUUGAUAUUGCCAUCGUGUUCCUUGGAUAUCUGUCUAUGCACCUGACAUUUUUGUCAUUGUUCAUGUCUAUGCGACGUUUGGGAUCUAACUUCUGGUUGGCGACAACCGUACUCUUUUCUUCGACUUUUGCCUUCCUUUUUGCUUCUAUCGCUACUCACAAGAUGGGUGUUCCGAUCAACAUGAUUCUUCUUUCCGAAGGUCUUCCGUUUCUGGUUGUCACUAUCGGAUUUGAAAAACCCAUCAUCUUGACUAGAGCCGUUCUCGAGGCUUCACAGAAGAAGGCUAGACAAGCUGGUUCUCCGAAUGGGGCUCCCAUUCAGGCUGCUGUCGUGUCUGCUGUUCGGGAAAGGGGAUUCGAGAUUGUCCGUGAUUACAUAAUCGAGAUCAUUAUUCUCUCCAUCGGAGCUGCGUCCGGUGUGCAGGGUGGAUUACGACAGUUUUGUUUCUUGGCUGCAUGGAUCCUGGCUUUCGACUGUAUCCUUCUUUUCACCUUUUACACCGCCAUCCUCGUCAUCAAACUGGAGAUCAACAGAAUUAAGCGUCAUGUAGCUCUUCGCAAGGCACUUGAGGAAGAUGGCGUCAGCAGGAGGGUUGCCGAAAACGUGGCCAGAUCCAACGAAUGGCCCCGUAUUAAUAUGAACGAGGGAGAUGCGAAUGAUCGGGGGGACGCCACUGCCAAGGUGGGAGAUGUCGGGGUGUUCGGAGACCGUGUUCGGGAUUCAAGUGUUGGAAAGUUUAAGUUUAUGAUGGUCACUGGAUUCGUUCUGGUCAAUAUCUUCAAUCUAUGCACCCUUCCCUUCAGGGAUAACUCGAGCUCGACGGUAAUUGCUACGGAAAACCAGGCCGCCAAUGUUGAUGUUUGGGCCCUCGCGGGUGCAUCAUUGGACAGUUUGAGUUCCGACAAGGUGCCAAUGGUUAUUACUAUUUUGAAGCCCAUCGAAUACGAACUUCGGCGCUUGAGUGCGGAAGCCCUCCCCUCGGCGACUAGCAGUCGCGGUUAUGCCCCCAGCGAUGCCUUUGACGGGCCUGACCUCUUUGCCGAGGGAAUGGGUGGUAAGGUAGUUGAAAGCUUGCUGAGGAGCCUGGAGGACCCUGUCUUGAGUAAAUGGAUCUUUGUUGCGCUUGCGAUGAGCUUGGUUCUUAAUGGAUACCUGUUCAAUGCCGCGAGAUGGAGUGUCAAGGAGACCGGCCAUAAUCAGGAAUAUGAAAUCGGCACUACGGCCAAUGGUUCGGCCGACCAGGCUACGGCCCCCGCCGUCGUCGAGAGGAUUGUUCCUGUGAACUGCACUUGCGGCGGGGGAGCCGGAACCCGGCACAGCAUGGAGAACGGAUUGCACGUUGGACAGGAGGCUGGAAGCGAAGUGGGUAGAACGGUUGCUGAAUGUGAGGAAAUGCUUAGGGAAAAGCGCGCAAGAGAACUCAACGACGCAGAGCUUGUGGAAUUGUCUCUCCGCGGAAAGAUCCCCGGCUACGCCUUGGAGAAGACUCUUGCAGACACUGGUCGUGCGGUCCGCAUUCGGCGAUCCGUCGUUUCGAGAACACCGGCUACUAUGGACAAGACCAGCCUUUUAGAACGCUCUCUUCUCCCCCACGAGCAUUACGACUACGAUAGAGUUCUUGGCGCCUGCUGUGAAAACGUUAUUGGUUAUAUGCCUCUACCCGUUGGUAUCGCCGGCCCUUUGAACAUUGAUGGUGAAAUUUUCUAUCUACCCAUGGCUACAACUGAGGGUGUUUUGGUCGCUAGUACUUCCCGUGGAUGCAAGGCUAUCAAUGCCGGCGGCGGGGCUGUUACCGUCUUGACUGGUGAUGGAAUGACUAGAGGACCUGUCGUCGAAUUCCCAAGCGUUUGUAGAGCAGGUGCUGCCAAGAACUGGAUCGAUUCCGAGGAAGGACAAAGGAGACUCAAGAAGGCUUUUGACUCUACUUCUAGAUUUGCUAGACUUCAAAAUAUCAAGACUGCCCUCGCCGGAACCUAUCUUUUCAUCAGGUUCCGAACUACAACCGGUGAUGCUAUGGGUAUGAAUAUGAUUUCUAAGGGUGUCGAGUAUGCCCUGCACGUUAUGAGCACAGAGUGUGGAUUUGACGACAUGUUUAUUGUCUCUGUUUCCGGAAACUAUUGCACUGACAAGAAACCUGCUGCUAUCAACUGGAUUGAAGGACGCGGCAAGAGCAUCGUCGCCGAAGCUAUCAUCCCUGCCGCUGUUGUCAAGAGUGUCCUUAAGAGCAAUGUCGAUGCUUUGGUUGAGCUGAAUAUCUCGAAGAACUUGAUUGGUAGUGCGAUGGCUGGAAGCGUUGGCGGCUUCAACGCUCACGCUGCCAACAUUGUCACUGCUGUCUUCUUGGCUACUGGACAGGAUCCCGCACAGAACGUUGAAUCCUCCAACUGUAUCACUGUUAUGAAGAAGUAAGUCCCUACGCACGUCCCUUACUACUCGAUAUAUAGCCAACAUUUCUAUAGGACUGCUGAGGGCGCUCUCCAAAUAUCGGUCUCCAUGCCUUCGAUCGAGGUUGGUACCAUCGGCGGUGGGACCGUCCUCGAGCCCCAGGGUGCCAUGCUUGACCUUUUGGGCGUCCGCGGAGCCCAUCAGACGAGCCCUGGGGAGAAUGCUCGCAAACUCGCACGAAUAGUUGCUGCUGCGGUUUUGGCUGGAGAGCUCAGCUUGUGCUCAGCUCUCGCUGCGGGCCAUCUUGUGAAGAGCCAUAUGGCGCAUAACAGAAGUGCACCCACUUCCCGUGCUACUACUCCUAUGCCUGUUGAAAAGGCACCGCUUGCGGGACUAACUAUGACCACAAUGAGAUAGAAGUUUGAAACGCCCAUCAUGAAGCGAGCGAAGACGUUGGUGUAUUGCUAUAUUUUACCGGAUCAUCUGCACCAGGUCACGUUUCUUUCAUUUUCCGUUGUUUUCCAUACCAGAAAAAGUAGAGGGUUCAACCCGAGCUAGUUUUUUCUUCUUUUUUUUUUUUCGCUUCCCUAUCUUGAGCAUUCCUGCACUGCAUGUGCACAGGUUGUCGGUCCCUGCCAGGGGCACAGAUAUGGAAGUGGGGGUUAGGGAAUGGUGUUCUAUUUCUGCUGUAUAUGCUUUUUUUUUUUUUACACUUUUCUUGAUAGACGUGGACUAGUUGGGGUGUGUAAUAUUUAGGAGUGAGAGGUACUAGAAUAAUUUUGUCGGUGAGUGGAUCGUGAGCUAUGAGCUGUGGGGGGGAUUCUGGUGGCCUUGGAUAUGGAUUCAGCGACAUUACAGACAAACAAGGUUCUCAUGCGGGCAACCCUUUUAAAUACCAGCCUGUCUCAGAUUUUUCCUAUAGAAUACCAUCAAGGUUUCAGCCUUUCU